AUGCCGGGUGUCCCAACUGGUCGGGCUUGUGACGGCUGUCGUAAGCAGAAGAAAAAGUGCGAUGAGAAACAGCCUACUUGUGGACGAUGUCUGCGUCUGAAAGUGAGCUGUGUGGGGUCCGGUCAGCAACGAUUCAAGUUCAAACAGCAUCAAUUUCCCCCCAAACCAACUCAAAGCAGCCAAAUAACUUUCAUCCUGAAAUCAAGAUUAAUAGAAGAAGAAAACGAUUUCUUUGCAAUGCCACAGGCAUUUCCUAGCAAUAAUAUGACAUCGUUGACCAAUUCGUUUGUCAGCGCCAUAAAUCGAUCCACGGACCUCCGGUACAAUAUGUGGUGGUCUUUUGGCCUUUUCCUAGAAGAUGUUCCCCGACGACUUGGCAGUAAUGAAGCCCUUGACCGUGCAGUUGAUGCUUUGACCACUGCACACGCAGGCUUCUGCACCCGCCAACCAGUUCCGGCGGCGGCACUAGUUAAGUUUUCACAUGCACUCAAGAUCCUGGGAGUCUAUCUAGAUGACCCGAUCCAGGCAAGUACUUCAAGUACACUAUGUGCCGUGAUAAUUCUUUUGAUAUGCCAAACGUUCACGGAAACAGCGGGCAAAUGA
Penicillium digitatum Pd1 is the source of this 603-nucleotide messenger RNA. Its product is annotated as Zn(II)2Cys6 transcription factor domain-containing protein. Gene Ontology annotation, biological process: regulation of DNA-templated transcription. Gene Ontology annotation, molecular function: zinc ion binding; DNA-binding transcription factor activity, RNA polymerase II-specific. The record is from RefSeq and is a predicted model, not a curated record. Lineage: Eukaryota; Fungi; Ascomycota; Eurotiomycetes; Eurotiales; Aspergillaceae.